AUGCCUCCAUUGGCGAAUGUUGACUUACUGGAACGGGAAUUUCAAAGACGUCAUACAAGACUUCCAUUGGAAUGUCUUCGGUAUUUUCCGCGACCUCUGUUUUUGUCUAUCUAUCUAUCUAUCUAUCUAUCUAUCUAUCUAUCUAUCUAUCUAUGCCUGUAUGUUAGUAUCUAUCUAUCUAUCUACCUCUGCCUGUAUGUUAGUAUCUAUCUAUCUAUCUAUCUAUCUAUCUAUCUAUCUAUCUAUGCCUGUGUGUUAGUAUCUAUCUAUCUAUCUAUCUAUCUAUCUAUCUAUCUAUCUAUCUAUCUAUCUAGCAUUCCCGCUACAUUGCACAUCUGUUUCAUUUCUGCUAUUUUCACGUUUCUAUCUAUCUAUCUAUCUAUCUAUCUAUCUAUCUAUCUAUCUAUCUAUCAUUUCCGCCACUUUGCACAUCUAUCUCUCAAUCUAUGUUUCAUUUCUUCUGCUUCACACAUCUAUCUAUCUAUCUAUCUAUCUAUCUAUCUAUCUAUCUAUCUAUCUAUCAUUCUUUAUUUCCGCUUCUUUGCAUGA
Molecule: messenger RNA, 549 nt
Organism: Acanthosepion pharaonis
Lineage: Eukaryota; Metazoa; Mollusca; Cephalopoda; Sepiida; Sepiidae
Source: the annotation of a GenBank genome assembly